GAGGAGGAGGAGGAGGAGGAGCAGACUGGAUGGAGGACAAGUGUUGGUGACAGACCGAAGAGGACCCGGACAGGUUCACAGCUCCUUCCUGUUUCAGGCCGGUGCAGCGAUGGAUCUGAUCGUGUUGUCAGGAGGGAUUCUGGCUCUGCCCGUCCUCGCCUUCAUCACCUCCUGCCUGCUGUGGCCUGGAGCGCUGCUCAGAGCCUACAACUGGUACUGGCGCCGUAGACUGGGUCUGCUGGUCCAGUUCUCCCACAGCGGGACCUACCGGUUCUGUUACUGCAGCCGCGGGACGCCGCGGGACGACACGCCGUCGCUGCUGCUGCUGCACGGGUUCUCAGCCACCAAGGACAUGUGGCUGCCCGUCGUCAAGCACCUCCCCAGGAGUCAACAUGUGGUGUGUGUUGACAUGCCGGGACACGAGGGGACGAGUCGGACCGGAGCUGAGGACUACAGCAUCCAGGGUCAGGUGACCCGGAUCCACCAGUUCGUGCGGAGCGUCGGUCUGGAUAAACGGCCGUUCCACCUUGUCGGGACGUCGAUGGGCGGGAACGUGGCUGGAGUCUACGCCGCCCGUUACCCUGACGACCUGUCCAGCGCCACCUUGGUCUGUCCAGCAGGUCUGGUGUACCCCACAGACUCUGAGUUCAUCAGUCGUCUGAGGGAGAUGGAGAACUCUAAGGAGGAGGGUCGGAUCCCUCUGAUCCCGUCGACUCCUCAGGAGCUGGAGGACAUGUUGAAGCUCUGCUGCUACGUCCCGCUCAACCUGCCCCGACAGGUCCUGAGGGGUCUCCUUGCCAACAGGAUCCCCAACAACAGUUUCUAUAAAGAAGUGUUCAUGGAGCUGGUGGGGGAGAAGUCUCGUCAUUCUCUGCAGGAGAACCUUCACCUGAUCAGCUCACCUGUUCAGGUGAUCUGGGGGAAGGAGGACCAGGUGGUGGACGUCUCCGGGGCCUCGGUGCUGCAGGCGGAGCUGACUAACUGUCAGGUGACGGUGUUGGAGGACUGCGGUCACUCGGUGGCGUUGGAGCGUCCCCGGAAGGCCGCCACGCUCAUCAUGGACUUCCUGUCCAGACAGGAAGUCAACACCAAGAAACAUUCCUGAAGAAAACCUUUGAACUGUCUGACGUGGAGCAGAACGAAGGUGGUGGUGAUGAAGAUGACGGUGAUGAAACUCUUCUUCUGUUUGAUAAGAGAGUUCUCCAUCACCACGUUUAUAUCUGUGACAGCAACAAAAAAAUGCACAAAAGUGGGACAGAAAUUCAAAUAUUGCUGAAGUUUUUAAGCCUGCAGUCUCUGUUUCUAGACGUUAAUGUUAAAUAAAAACAUUCCACUUUGGGAUUUUGCACAUUUCUCUUUCAGAAAAACUGUAUUUCAGUCACAACGUGUGUUUAAAAGUCUCCUGCUGCGAACCGACUGCAUGUUUAAUCUCAUGAAAACUCUUUAAGAACGGAGAAUGAACUGUAAGUGGAUGAAGUUUAAUAAGUGAAGUGAUUCAGUAACGCCAGCACAUGUACAAAGAUCGUCUCUG
This is a messenger RNA of Centropristis striata (black sea bass), 1531 nucleotides long. Its product is annotated as monoacylglycerol lipase abhd6-A-like. Lineage: Eukaryota; Metazoa; Chordata; Actinopteri; Perciformes; Serranidae. The record is from RefSeq and is a predicted model, not a curated record. The transcript is spliced from 9 exons. The coding region runs from base 110 to 1105 and encodes 331 amino acids.